AUGGACCGCUUCCAGGACGGGCACCACGUGCGGCUGCGGAGCCGCGUGCGGCGCAACUACAUCCAUGCCGCCGAGGACGGGGAGAGCGUCACCCUCAGCCAGGUCCGCGUCUCCAUGAACGCGGCGUGGGCGGUGCACAUCUACAACGGUGACGACGGCCCGUACCUGCUCCUCUACAGCGCCGCCUACGGCCGCUACCUCGCCGCCACGGCCACGCCGGCGAGGCUCGGCCACCACGGCCUCCGCGCGGAGCUUCGCGACUACAACCAGUCGGAGCUGGAGGCCAUCACGUGGCGGGCCGUGGGGUCGGGCUUCGCAGACGACGUCGUCCUGCUGCGCAACGUCGGCGGCCUCUACCUCCGCUCCAACGGCAGGUACGUCCGCUGGAACGUCGGCGUCAGCGUCGACAACAGCGUCAGCUCCAUGAUGUACUACUGGGUCGUCGAGUCCAUCCCCGCCAGAGAGGACAUGCCUGCCCUUCCUGCCCCACCGCCGAAUCCCCCAUACAGAUACCUCCGUGGGGUCCUCUACCUGGAGCCGGGGCGGCUGAUCCGGUUCGUGCGGGCGCUCGACGACGGGCACUACCCCGAGGACCCCGGGAACGAAGGCUGGCGCCAGAUCUGGUUCAGGGGCAGGUCCGCGUUUCGCCUGAGGGACGACCUGGGGUUCCUCCUCGGCGCCGGCGUGUACCACCGGAACAUCGCCAUGUGCGUUCGAGCGGGCCGCCACGGGAGGCUGACCCCGCUCGUCGUCGACCUGCCCGACGGAGGCUAUGGCGACACCCUCGAGAUUGUCGUCUUCCGGGCCGACACCCCUGCCUACAAUGAGCUGCGACACCCGGAUGUCCACGCGGAGUAGAGGAAGAUCGGAGCAGGGGUCCUGAAAGUUCACAUGUCCACAAGUUUCGCUGCCUGGACGACAAUAGAACUGGGCGCCUACUUCUGCCUAUGGGUAGA
Messenger RNA from Aegilops tauschii subsp. strangulata, 956 nucleotides. RefSeq lists its product as uncharacterized. The record is from RefSeq and is a predicted model, not a curated record. Lineage: Eukaryota; Viridiplantae; Streptophyta; Magnoliopsida; Poales; Poaceae.